Messenger RNA from Sphaerulina musiva SO2202, 1728 nucleotides. RefSeq lists its product as uncharacterized. The record is from RefSeq and is a predicted model, not a curated record. Gene Ontology annotation, biological process: regulation of DNA-templated transcription. Bases 1 to 1728 code for a protein of 575 amino acids. NCBI's taxonomy places the organism in Eukaryota, Fungi, Ascomycota, Dothideomycetes, Mycosphaerellales, Mycosphaerellaceae. The transcript has 4 exons. Gene Ontology annotation, molecular function: sequence-specific DNA binding; DNA-binding transcription factor activity.
AUGGAAGUCAGCCAAACUUCCAGCGCACCAAUGGGGCCCCCAAGUGCAAGUCCUAAUGGCGAUAAAGCUCGCGAGCAGCAACAGCAGCAGCAGCAGCAGCAGCAGCAACAACAACAACAACAUCAACAACAACGUGACCAAGAUGAUACGAAUGGAAGCAGCGCGCAACCAACGGGAGCUGCAGCUGCAGCACAGCAACCCAAGGUCGUUCAGACUGCGUUCAUCCACAAACUCUACAACAUGCUGGAAGAUCAAAGCAUCCAACAUCUUAUCUCAUGGUCGAGUACGAAUGAAAGCUUCGUCAUGUCUCCCUCGUCCGAAUUUUCUAAAGUCUUAGCGCAAUAUUUCAAGCACACCAACAUAUCAUCCUUCGUGAGGCAGCUGAACAUGUAUGGAUUUCACAAAGUGAGCGAUGUCUUUCAUACCGGCUCACCCGACUCUCCUCUAUGGGAAUUCAAACAUGGCCACGGCAACUUCAAGCGAGGUGACCUCGUGGGUCUUCGCGACAUUAAGCGCAGAGCAUCAAGACACGCGCUGAUCCAUCGCGACUCGUUUUCUACCGCACCCAAAGUCCCCACGCCCCAACCACCAGGCGCCCCAAUGGAGCCCAUGCCCGAUCCAGUUGAGGCCAGGCUGAACAUGUUAGACUGGCACUUGCAUGACGUGCAUGCCAGAUUGGCAAGGUCAGAGGAAGCCUUUUCUGCAAUCAACGUCAAGUAUCAGACUGUGCUCGAAGGUCUGGCAAAAUGUCAUCAGUGGAGCAACGAGCUGUCCUCGCACUUGUUGACCGUAGUACCGGAUCCCGACAACCCAGUCCAUCGAGAUGUAUAUGCCAUGCGCAACGACAUUCGACAGCACAUUGACGGACUUCGGACCCUGGAAGAGCCGCAUCAGCAACAAGAGCCUCUCUUCGGGCAUCGCCAAUCCUACUUUCAAUCUAACAACCAGCAUGCGCCCAUGGAGCCUGCUGUACCCAUGUCUCCGCGACAGAGACCGUUCGACGAGUCGCGUAGACCUUCACUUCAAGGACCGACUCGACCUCUUGGAGUGCGUGCACCAGUGCCGCAGUAUUUACAGGCGUCGCCUCGCCGAUAUGGCUCAAUCGGUACUGGCGGAAACGGCGCAUACUCCCCCACAUCGCACAGGCCUCCCUACAGCAACGCGCUACCCGCUCCACCACCGGCACAGCCACCUCAACAGCAGCAGCACCCACUGGCCACAAUGACAUCGCCCCCUUCUAAUUUGCCACGCCGACAUACAUCAGCAGACAUUCGCGUUCCUGGCUGGGAAGCUGGUCAACCUCCUCCACCAGGACAAUAUGGACAAGGCACUUCACCUCACCAGUCUGGUCAGUCGUCUGGUGCAUGGCCAUCAUCUCCCCGCACAGCUGCAAAUCCUGGCGAUCAACAGAUCCGGGAUACUCUCGCACAAUACGAGCUACCACGUGUGCUCCAUCCAGGAUCUCGUCCGCAUUCACCCGGCCCCCCCGAAUCUGGCCCGCCGAGCUUUCACAAUAGCUUCGCACCUCCCAGCUAUGCCAAUCCAAGCGACGCUGGAUGGCAACUUCCAGGAGCUCGAUUUCCGUUCAAAGGUCUGACAGAUGGCAGCAGGAGAAGCAGCAUGGCCUCGAAUGUGCAUUCGCUGCUCAAUCCCGCGGACACUGCCGAGCGAGAGGGCGAAGACGAAGGGGCGCCUGACGAUAUCAGAAAACGGAAAAGAGUGAUAUGA